AUGUCGUCACCACCGCCCUAUCAGACACCAACUACUUCUCUCAAACGCCCCUCCAUCUCAUCCACCACAUCCCAACCCAUUGGCAAGAAGCAGCGCAUGCAUCCGCUCCGUCAGACCUCAUUCCCAGCAAACCUCGACCCAACGGAUCGUAGCUUCGGCGGCACUAGUGAUGCCGGCAGUGUUACGGGAAGCUUCACAGGGAGUCUGGGCGGGACGAGUGCGGAUGGAGUAUUCGCCGGCGCGGCGCGUGGGAAGAAGCGCGGACGGAAGAGCAAGGCUGAUAAGGAGCGGGAACGCGAUGAUGCGAUAAGCACACGAACUGGUGACGCGGGUCGGUUUGGAUCUGCGGAUGCCGAGGGCUCAGUACGGGGAGGCAUGGGUGGUGGGCGUGCAGCCGACGAUGGGGACGAUUAUGAUGACGAUGAUGAUGAGGGAGAGCUAUUAGGUCGUGAGGAGGGGGCUACAGACACGGAGGCCGAGAAGAAAAAUCUUGCUAUUUUGGUCGAUGCGUUCAAUCCCAUUCAAUCCGAAAGAUACGACCUGUUUAAGCGCGCAAAGCUGCGCAAAGAAUCUCUUCGUCGAAUUGUCAAUCAUGCACUCUCCCAGUCUGUCCCGGCAAGUGUGGUCACAUCAGUCAAUGGUUUCACCAAGGUUUUCGCGGGCGAAAUGAUUGAAAAGGCACGAACUGUUCAGGCCGAAUGGGCCGAGGCACACGAUCAGGCAGCGCGUGCCGCCUUCGAUGCCGAAGAAGCCGCCGCGGAAAAAGCUGCGCAAGCCAAAGCCGAAGCUCAAGCUCAAGAAAUGGCUAAGAGAGGGACCCCGACAUCAUCGGGGACACCUGCUCUGGGCAAUGGCAUCAAGAAAGAGUCCCCCGACCCAUCGCAAGCCCAGGCUUCCCCGAAACCCGGCUCUAAUCUCAACUCCACAUCCUCGCCUGCACCUUCUCAAUCCUCACAGCACCUUGGUCUGAAAACAGCACCUAGUCCGGUACCUUUGCGUCCACGACGCGAAUUCCGCCCGCCACCCAACCCACACCGAGGUCAACUUUUACCCUCACACUUGCGGGAAGCACAGCGACGGUGUAAGCGUGAUGGUGAAGGCGGCGGUGUCGGCUUCUCGGGAAUGAGUAUGGAUAAUCUAGGCGUCAAAGGCGACCCAACAGCAAAAGGCGAUCCUCGAAAAAGUGUCAAAUGGAUUGAUGGUCUACGAGGUAUAGCCUCAUUCCUAGUAGUCCUUACCCAUCUCGCUCGCGCAUGGGAUUACGACCUAUUUUCCCCAAGCGAUACCGAAGACGCAGCUCCCCGAAUCCUCCAAUGGCCCAUCCUGCGCAUCCCCUGGCAAGGCCGGAUAGGAGUAACGGUAUUCGCUUUCCUAACGGGCUACGUAUGCGCCUUGAAACCACUGAAGCAAUCUCGCAGCGGAGAUACAGGCGCCGCAUUAACCACUGUCGCUAAAAGCGCAUUUCGACGACCCCCGCGCUUGAUACUCCCCGCCACCAUCGCAUUACUGAUCUCGUGGGUUGUGGCACAGUUUGGCGGUUUCGUUGUUGCCAAUCGAUCCGAUUGUUGGUGGUGUCGGUAUGCGGCGCCAGAGUUGGAAGAUUCAUUUUGGAAAGAGGUCGUCAGACUCGGAGGGAAUUUCUUGUCUACAUGGACGACAGGGUAUAUGGCAUAUGAUGAUCAUCAAUGGGCACUUUUGCCGCUGUUGUUAUCCAACGGUGUUUAUGCGGUUUCGGUACCGAAUGUUGAAACUUUCCAACUGCAAGCCGUCUAUGGCAUGCUCCUUAGCGACCUCUCGUAUAACGCAACACUCAAAACCUGGAUCCAAGAACACCGCUACCUCCGCAAAGCAAUUACCUUCCCGCUCGCAAUUCUUGGACUCCUGAUAGCCUCAUACCCUGGCGAACACCCGGAAUGGGCAACCUGGUCCAAUACAAUGUUCAAAGCAGCAACAUACAUCUUCCCACCCGACGUGAAUAUUGGAAAACGCUACUCAGCCAUCGGAGUCGACAUGAUUAUUCUGGCAAUUUACCUCUCCCCUACUACGAAAGAUUUUCUUGCGAACCGCCUCUUGCUCUGGCUAGGUAAGCAGAGUUUCGCCGUAUACCUCAUCCACGGCACAAUGCUGCGUGUCGUGCUGUGUUGGAUGCUGUAUGGUAUUACUGGGCAGCCUUGGGACGGCCCUGAAGGGGCAACAGAUGAUAUCCGGGAUGAUUGGUUACCGCUGAGGUCGCCGUGGGUUGUUGCUGUCAGUAUACCUGCUUGGAUUGGGCUUGUUUAUGCGUGCGCAACAGCCUGGACAGCGUACGUGGAUACGUUUUGCGCGAGGAUAACGGCGAAGUUGGAGAAGGCUGUCUUUGUGGGAGAUGAGGGUGAGAAGGAGGGGUUGCCUUUGCCUGCUACUUCUAUUCCUAUGCAGACUGCUUGA
This is a messenger RNA of Penicillium longicatenatum, 2427 nucleotides long. RefSeq lists its product as uncharacterized. The transcript has 6 exons. Gene Ontology annotation, molecular function: protein heterodimerization activity; transcription coactivator activity; acyltransferase activity, transferring groups other than amino-acyl groups. Gene Ontology annotation, cellular component: transcription factor TFIID complex; nucleus. Gene Ontology annotation, biological process: transcription initiation at RNA polymerase II promoter; RNA polymerase II preinitiation complex assembly. The coding region runs from base 1 to 2427 and encodes 808 amino acids. Lineage: Eukaryota; Fungi; Ascomycota; Eurotiomycetes; Eurotiales; Aspergillaceae. The record is from RefSeq and is a predicted model, not a curated record.